Molecule: messenger RNA, 1170 nt
Organism: Penaeus monodon (black tiger shrimp)
Lineage: Eukaryota; Metazoa; Arthropoda; Malacostraca; Decapoda; Penaeidae
Product: fibronectin type III domain-containing protein 1-like
Exons: 6
Coding region: 1-1170 (389 amino acids)
Molecular function (GO): protein binding
Source: RefSeq, a predicted model, not a curated record
AUGGAUUUCUAUAGGUACGUCAUUUCCUACGGCGAAGUGAGGACUGUUCACCUCACAGAAACAGGCGUCCGAGGUGAGCACUAUAGCCACAGUGUACCCUCUCCUUCCUUGCAAAGAAUUAUACCAUUGACGUGUUUGCCCGUCUCGAUCACGGGGAAGGCAGGACCCGGAGUGAGACUGAGUGCUGCCACGUUGGAAGAUCCAGACCCUGAACCAGUCAACAGCCUCCUCGUGAACAGCGCUAACACAAGCUCCCUGCACGUGAUCUGGGCGUCGCUCGAGAACUGCCUCGACCACUACCACGUCUGUUACUACGAACCGAGCACGCCCUUCGAAACGUGCCAAGAUAUAACAGAAAGGGAGAUUCACCUCCGUGACCUAAAACCUUGUACAUCUUACACCGUCUUCGUCAGUACAGUUUCUUUCUCUGGAAUCGUCAGCAACAGGACGUCUCAGUCGUCACGCACUCUGGAUGUCCAGCCCGGAGAUCCUCAGAACUUAAGGGUUACAAGCGAAACGGCACACACCAUCGAGAUCAAGUACGACCCCCCGACGACCAACCCCCAGUGUGCCAACGAGUACGACAUCCAGCAGAUAAAACUCGACAGCUAUCGACGCGCAUCACAGCCCGAGUUCAUGCAAGAGAUCAUCUUCUCCGACAUGGAGGCGUGCACGAACUACGAAGUGCGUGUGAGAGCCGUGUCGACCGAUAAACAGGCCAGUUCGUGGGUGUCGACCAACGCCUCAACCUCGGAAGACUUCCCUAACAAACCACAGAGCUUCGAAGUGCUUAAAAACGCCCGCCUCGCCGUGUUUUUGUGUGGGGAGGGGGGACGUGAUGCCAAACCGGUGCUCGGAUCCCCCAUUAAAACGUCCCCGGAAUCACCUGUCGGUGCUCGGGAGUCGGCUGUACUAAACGCGUCCCCAGGGGGAAGACGAGUUGAGGUUCCCGGGAACACGCAGAGCCCCGUCAGAACGCCAACGAGGAAGCUGCAGAAGGAGGAUGAGCGCCCCCACGUCCCCCAGGCUCUCGAAGUGCACCUCCCGUUCUCCUGCCCCAAGGUGACCAUGCCCAGAACACCUCGUGACAAGGAAGUACAACCCGGUAACAGGGGCUACACAGUACGCAGUGACAUUGAAGAACAUGAGAUUGUAGAGAUUGUGGUAUAA